AUGUAAACUUUCAACAGUUUAAUGAAUACCAGGCAUGCUAUUAACAGAAAUAUGACCACUCCAGCGGAUAUAAGAAGAGGCAAUAAAAAUGAAAUGUCAAUUGUAGGUUAAACAUUUUCUUCUUAAGAACUACUAUCAGAGCUACUUGAGCUUGCUUUAGUACUUGGCGAAGAGACCGAACUUUUUUCUGAUGUAGCAAUAUUCGGUUGUAUUAAUUGUGCUAAUCUUUGA
Stylonychia lemnae is the source of this 231-nucleotide messenger RNA. Lineage: Eukaryota; Ciliophora; Spirotrichea; Sporadotrichida; Oxytrichidae. The record is from the annotation of a GenBank genome assembly.